AUGGACGUGUCAGACUACACAGGCAUCACGGCCAGGGAGAGCCCAAAGGCAGGGCAAGGCUGCCUGGGGCUGCGGCUGGUCAGCCCCACGCGGGUCCCCCACUUCCCUGCUCAGAGGAAACAAUGCUACAACUACUACUGCCACAGCUACGACGGCAACCCCACCAACUACAGGAAACGAUGCUACAAAUACUACUGCCACAGCUACAACGACAAGCCCAACAACUACAGGAAACGAUGCUACAAAUACUACUGCCACAGCUACAACAACAACCCCAGCAACUACAGCUACGACGACAACCCAACAACUACAGGGAACUCAUGCAACCCAGACCCUUGUGGAGAAAAAUUGGCUAAAUGUAUUGCUUUAAAUAGCACCUUUACCUGCCAGUGCCAAUAUGGAUUCUACUAUAGCAACAAGGAUUGUCACAGAGGGCAAAUAUACCCAGGGGUCAUUAUACUGAAAGGAUUUUACAGUAAUAGUGUUCAAAGUGUAAAUUCCAUGGAGUAUGAAGAGGUGUUCCAAAAGAUAACAACCUUUUUUAAGGAUGCCUUCCAAGGUAUAGCAGCCUUUGGACAGACUGUCAUCGUGGAAAUUCAACCUCUAAGAGAAAGCAGAGCUUCUCUUUCAACGAGUGUAACAGUGACAAACCUGUUUAUGGAGAACUCAGCUGUAGACAAUAAGACAGUCACUUCUGCAAUAAAUAAUGCAAUAAAAAAGUCACCCGAUGUCUCUCAGUACAGAGCUACAAGCUAUUGUGCUGUUUUUAAUUGUGAUGCUCAAACCACAUACUGCGAAGAAAAUGUGUUUCCAAAAUGCAUAUGCAAAAGUAAUUUCGUAAAGACAGAAUGGGAUGAUCGUUCUUGUUCAGAUUGCAGUAAAGACUGUUCUGCAGAAGAGAACAAGUACUGUGCAAAAGAAAAUGGGGCUCCAACAUGCAAAUGCAUGCCUAACUUUAAAAACAAGAAUGGCAAAUGUGUAUCUUGUCCAGUGGGCUACUCUGGGGAGAACUGCAAGAACAAUAGUGAACUCAUCCUUAUAAUAGUGGGUACAGUGUUUGGAGCCAUUAUCCUGAGUUUAGUGAUAGCAGUCUCUAUUGUUUCAGUAAGAGCCAAACACAACCAAGAUCCAGAGAAGAAGAGCCUGAUGAAGUCAAGAUAUUCAAGCCCAAAUACCUCUGAUGACAGACAGACCACGAUGUUCCCCAGAGUCCAGACCUCUUCUGGCCAUGCGAACCCAGGAUAUCAGCCAAACAACCCAUAUGAGAUGUGUUCCGCAAAUAGAGGUCGUUUUCCAGAGAGGGAUUAUGUUGAUUUGUACGAAAUAUCACGGGAGCCUGAGGGCUUUAGGAUGCAGAAGAGAUACUAA
Gymnogyps californianus (California condor) is the source of this 1368-nucleotide messenger RNA. RefSeq names its product mucin 13, cell surface associated (gene MUC13). The record is from RefSeq and is a predicted model, not a curated record. The coding region runs from base 1 to 1368 and encodes 455 amino acids. NCBI's taxonomy places the organism in Eukaryota, Metazoa, Chordata, Aves, Accipitriformes, Cathartidae. The transcript has 15 exons.